Messenger RNA from Vicia villosa (hairy vetch), 2152 nucleotides. RefSeq names its product probable protein phosphatase 2C 5. The record is from RefSeq and is a predicted model, not a curated record. Bases 296 to 1687 code for a protein of 463 amino acids. The transcript is spliced from 7 exons. Lineage: Eukaryota; Viridiplantae; Streptophyta; Magnoliopsida; Fabales; Fabaceae. Gene Ontology annotation, molecular function: protein serine/threonine phosphatase activity. Gene Ontology annotation, biological process: protein dephosphorylation.
AGAAACCCAAAAAAGAAUCCUUUUUCCUCAUCUUUUCUUUUCUCUCACAGUGCGUCUCUUUGCACCAAUCAAAUUACAGUCACACACCCAAAAACACUUUCUUCUCCGUAACAUCACUGAAUCCCAUCCUCAUCCUCCGUUUCUAGGGUUUAUAACCAUUCCAUCUAACCCUCUCUUCCUCCUCAAUCGAUUCUCUUCUACCCAUGCUUUUCGCCAUCUACAAUGUUGGAAUUCAUUUGGAUGAUUAGAUAUGGUUUCUCAUUGAGAUUCUAGAAAUGUUGAACUGUGAAGUAAGAUGAGUAAGCGUGAAAUGUCGAAGGUGAAGCAGUCGCAGGUUCCUUUGGCUACGUUGAUUGGCCGUGAGCUUCGAAAUGAGAAAGUUGAAAAUCCUUUUGUGAAGUAUGGACAGGCUGGAUUGGCUAAGAAAGGAGAAGAUUACUUUCUGAUCAAAACAGAUUGCCAUAGGGUUCCCGGGGAUCCGUCGACCGCGUUUUCUGUUUUUGCGGUUUUUGAUGGGCAUAACGGUAUAUCAGCUGCUAUUUAUGCAAAAGAAAACUUGCUUAAUAAUGUUUUGAGUGCAAUACCGCAAGAUAUCAGCAGGGAUGCAUGGCUACAGGCCCUGCCUCGCGCUCUAGUUGUUGGUUUUGUGAAGACUGACACAGAGUUUCAGAAGAAGGGGGAAACCUCUGGAACAACAGUUACAUUUGUGCUGGUUGAUGGAUGGACUGUCACUGUUGCAUCUGUUGGUGAUUCCCGUUGCAUAUUGGAUACUCAGGGAGGUGUAGUUUCUCUCCUGACAGUUGAUCACAGACUUGAAGAGAAUGUAGAAGAGAGGGAACGUGUUACUGCUAGUGGUGGUGAAGUAGGAAGACUCAAUGUAUUUGGGGGAAAUGCGGUAGGACCUCUUCGCUGCUGGCCUGGUGGACUUUGCCUAUCUAGAUCAAUAGGAGACACAGAUGUGGGAGAGUAUAUUGUGCCAAUACCACAUGUUAAACAAGUGAAAGUGAGUUGGUUUCAUUAUUUCGUUCUUUGUUUGGUGACUCAUAUGAGCACAUUCAGUUCCAAGAUGCAAUUCUCACAAAAUGUUCUUCUCUUGUUUCCUCAGCUUUCAAAUGCUGGUGGAAGGCUUAUUAUAGCCUCUGAUGGUAUUUGGGAUACUAUAUCGAAUGAGACAGCCGCCAUGUCAUGUCGGGGUCUACCUGCAGAACUUGCUGCCAAGCUAGUAGUUAAGGAAGCUCUAAGAUCUAGAGGCUUGAAGGAUGAUACAACCUGCCUUGUAGUAGAUAUUAUUCCUUCUGACCACCCUGUAUUACCACCAACUCCAAGAAAGAAACAUAAUAUGCUAACAGCGCUUCUCUUUAGAAAGAAAUCUGAGAACUCUACAAACAAAGCUACGAGCAAGCUUUCUGCAGUUGGUGUUGUGGAGGAGUUAUUUGAAGAGGGUUCUGCAAUGCUUAUAGAAAGGCUUGGUAAGGAUUUUCCAUUUGAUAAGAAUUCGGAGAUUUUCCGUUGUGCGAUUUGCCAAGUGGAUCAACCCCCUGGGAAUGGUCUAUCAGUGAACUCUGGACCUUUCUUUUCUCCAGCAUCUAAGCCAUGGGAAGGGCCAUUUCUCUGCACAAACUGUCGAAAGAAAAAAGAUGCCAUGGAAGGAAAGAGGCCCAGCUCACAUACUGUUACAGCACAGUAAUCAUCUAAUAUUAUGGUUUCAUAGUAAAUAUUUGUAAAAUUUUCUCUCCCGGUGUGAGCAUGCUUGAUUUUACAUUUUCGGUGGUGAUUGUCAUAGAUGUGCAAGAAAUGAGUUGAAGAUAGGUCUAGUAAGUGUUUUUGAAGCUGUAACAAAUUUGAUUAUGGCUUCUGCUCAGCUGUUGGACUGACUAGUAGAUAGGUGAUUUGUGCUAACAGGUUGUAUUUGUAAGUAAACUGAAGUUAUGGUUACGGCUCCUCGAGGAAGUCUCAAACGUCUCUGAGGAUCAAGAUUAUGUGAUCUUAUUGACCCUCUCCCCUACCACAAAAUAGUCUAUGAAUGUGAAAAUUGUUGAUCAAGUUAGUUCUUUUGUUACGUGUUGUCGUCAAGAGUUGCGAAAACAUUGCUGCCAGGGCACGGACACUACAAUGAUAAAUAAAAAAUAGAGGGCUCCCUCAUCUUUUUCUU